Messenger RNA from Exophiala bonariae, 879 nucleotides. RefSeq lists its product as uncharacterized. The record is from RefSeq and is a predicted model, not a curated record. Lineage: Eukaryota; Fungi; Ascomycota; Eurotiomycetes; Chaetothyriales; Herpotrichiellaceae. The coding region runs from base 1 to 879 and encodes 292 amino acids. The transcript is spliced from 2 exons.
AUGCACAAGCUAUUUCCGUUUCUCGCUUUGCUGUCCAUUUGUGCCUCAGACAAUAGCUAUUUCACGGUCCCCGAAACCUGGAACUACGAUACAGAAGAAUUUUCGAAUUAUGUCUACCAGAUCGGAAUUGAUACGGUCUUCGAAUGGUAUACUGAUCUGGAUUAUGCUGCUAUAUGUAUUACCUGCGAUAAUGGCAAUCAUUUCGAUGAGAUUACAGGAACCGAACAGGGCGCAUGGUCCUAUCGAUGGGCGGCCGAACUACCACUUAUGUCUGUCGAACUCGACUCAGGAGAUGUCCAAUGUGUCCUUGCCAUUGCAGACUACCAGACCUACAAGAUCUUCAACUAUUCUCAACCCUUCUUACUCAGGUCAGCUGAAGGAUUUGAAAGCAUUCCGAGCGUGGUCACGUCCUACAUCCUAAGCACCGCCACCAUGGUCUCAUUCACCGCGCGCCCUACUGCCACAUAUUCUGAUGGGGUCUCUUACUCGAGCGACUCCCCUCAAUACGAUCCAGCGGAUGGCUCAGAGAAGGUCUCGAGCAACAAUACACUGAUCGGAGUUGCAGCUGGUUUGGGUGGUCUUUGGGGUUUGACGCUUUUGAGCCUGGCUGGAUUUUGCUUCUACUGGACGCGGAAGCAGCGUCGCCGGGAAGGGCAGCGACAACCAGAACAAGAGGUCGUCCCUUACAAUCCUAUAAUGGUACCAUAUCACGCACAUACCACAGAGCCUGCUCCACCAUUCACUUCAGAGAUGGUCACGACGAGAGCGCCACAAGACCCCAAAGCUCCAGUCACAGGCCGCGAAACACUCACUGCACUUCCGAGCAUGGGAUGUCGAAGCACCACUCACAGUAGCGUGGUAUCCGAAUUGGCUGGAUAG